This is a messenger RNA of Xylaria bambusicola, 2240 nucleotides long. Its product is annotated as putative gliotoxin efflux pump. NCBI's taxonomy places the organism in Eukaryota, Fungi, Ascomycota, Sordariomycetes, Xylariales, Xylariaceae. The transcript has 9 exons. Gene Ontology annotation, molecular function: transmembrane transporter activity. The coding region runs from base 372 to 2048 and encodes 558 amino acids. The record is from RefSeq and is a predicted model, not a curated record. Gene Ontology annotation, biological process: transmembrane transport.
CGCCCGACAGUCGUCCUAAACCAAAAUGACCCGAUUCCUACUUACACAGUUAGAAUUGGUUGAGGAAAAGAAGCACCCGAAAGCUCCCAGAAUGAACGGCACACUCCUUUCGGGUCGUUUUCUAUUGACCCCGAUAGAAGAGAAUCCAUGAUUGUUAAUCAACGUGCUUCGUGUAAUUUGCGCGUUGGGCCAAUGACAGAGACAGAGACAUAUCGUCAUUGCGCGAUUGAGCAACAUAAAUCUACUAUUCAAGCUCUUCCAAAAUCCCGUCGAUAUCGAGACAAGCUCUAAUAGAUGAACAAAGCAUCGUGCCCUCAGUUGUACUUAUCGCAGGAAUUCGGUCAGGAAUCAGAUUCUUCAUAGUCGUCACGAUGGCGGAGCAGUCACCCGAUUCCUCGUCUGUCGAAAAGGUGCGCGACGAGCCGCUCGAUAAGCCGCAGCCCGAGCUACAAACGUCGAGCAGCGCCAUUGUCUACCCGUCAGCCUGGAGACAGAUUAUUAUCGUAAUUGGUCUUCUUUCCGGUGUCUUCCUCGCUGGUCUGGACGUUAGUAUCAUCUCUACGGCCAUUCCAGCAAUCACGAAUGAGUUCAAUUCCCUUGCAGACGCAGGCUGGUAUGGCAGCGCCUUCUUUCUUGCGGAUGCCGCGUUCCAGUCCAGCUGGGCCAAGGCCUACAAAUACUUUGAUAUUAAAUGGGUUUUCAUCUCGACCGUGAUAUUCUUCGAAAUUGGUUGCCUCGUCGCUGCUUUGGCGCCCAACAGUCCGGCUUUGAUUGUCGGAAGAGUCAUUCAAGGUGGUGGCGCGGCGGGCAUCAUUCUAGGAUGUUACUCGAUCGCCAACUUUGUGAGUCCUGCGGACAAGGUGCCUCUCAUUAUAGGAAUGAUAGGUACUACGUUUUCGAUCGCAAGUGUGAUAGGACCCGUUAUCGGAGGUGUUUUUACGUCGGAUGUCUCAUGGCGCUGGUGUUUCUGGGUUAACCUUCCUAUCGGUGCAGUGCCUUUGGGUUUAAUUCUGCUAUUUUUCAAGACCCCAGCACAAGCAAAGUUAUCUACAAAGACUUCUGCCAAAGAGAUAGCCGCUAGCUUUGACCUCAUUGGAGCUACCCUUUUCAUCGCGGCGUUGAUUACCUUCAUCUUAGCAACUACGUUCGGAGGAGUCACCCAUGCCUGGAAUUCAUCCACAGUUAUCGGCCUUCUAGUAGGCUGGAUAUUGUUGUCUAUUGUCUUUGUCGUCAACGAAUUCUGGCAAGGUGAAAGAGCACUCAUCGUCGUGCGUGUGAUGAAGAACAGAGAUAUGUGGGUGAACUGUCUCUACCUUUUCAGUCUGUACGGAGCAUACUUCUCGAUUGUAUACAAUCUCCCUACUUACUUCCAAGCUACCGCUGGUCUCUCGCCUAAAGACAGUGGAAUUCGGACGAUCCCGAUUAUUGGUGCAACGUCAAUCUUUAGCUUCGCUGGAUCCGUAGCCGUUGGAAAGUACGGGAAAUACUCUCUAUUCAUGCUUGUAUUUACCGCUAUCACGGUCGUUUCAGGCGGAUUGAUCUACACUUUUGAUGUGGACACUAGCCUGGGAAAGCAGAUCGGCUAUCAGAUCUUGCUCGGUGUUGGUGUCGGGCCUGUCAUCCAGAUCCCGCCCAUCGUAGCUGGUAUUGUCAAUAAGAAUGCAGAUAAAGCGCUCGGCCUAGGCUCUGUACUUGUCACACAAUUCGGCGCUGCUUCCUUGGUCAUAUCAGCUGCGUCCGCCAUUACGAAUAACUUGCUGCUAAAGAAUAUCCCCAUCUACGCACCCGGCGUGGACCCGGAACAGGUGUUGGGAGUAGGGCCCUACGAACUUCAUAACUACUUUGAAGGUGACGCCCUGCACGGGGUGAGGAAGGCGUACGUAUCCGGUCUCCGGGGCGCAUGGGCCUUAGCCAUUGCUUUGUGGGGAGUUUCAUUCUUCACGGUUUUCCUCGCAAAGUGGCCAGGACACAUGACCCCCGCACAAGAAGACCCAGUCUCGGACGAGCAGAGUGACACGAAGGAGAAUGUUUUACCGGCCACGGCGUGAACAGAUGAAGCAUCUGCAAGGCAAAACUCGUAUGGGGCAUUGGCAGGGAGGAGUAGAGCAGAGGUCGGCCGGAAUAUAAUUUGGUUGGGUUUAUUCGCAUACAUGCAUAAAAAAUUAGAGCUUAUACAUUAUAAUUCAAACUAGAGUUUACAUGUCAUGUACCUUGGGUAGUCUUAGUAGGUAGAUAGUGGC